GUUGGAAAUAAAAAGUUCUAAAUGUCCAGGCAGCAUUAACAUAGGAGGAGAGAAGAAUGAAUGAAGCAGGAAUACAAGAAAUUCAGAAAAAAAUUAAAGAUGCUUUUGAGGUGUUUGACCAUGAAUCCAAUUACACCGUGGAUGUUAGAGAAAUCGGUACAAUUAUCAGAUCAUUAGGCUGCUGCCCGAGUGAAGGAGAACUGCACGAUUUGAUUGCAGAGGUGGAAGAAGAAGAACCCACUGGAUACAUUCGCUUAGAAAAAUUUCUUCCAAUGAUGGUUAAAGUGCUCUUGGAAAGAAGAUACAGACCAAUUCCAGAAGAUCUUCUUCUUCAAGCAUUUGAGGUGUUAGAUUCAGCUAAAGAAGGAUUUCUUACUAAAGAUGAGCUGGUCAAGUAUAUGACUGAAGAAGGCGAGCCUUUUACACAGGAGGAAAUGGAAGAAAUGUUGUCUGCUGCACUUGAUCCAGAAACAAACACAAUUCAGUACAGAGACUAUUUAGCAAUGAUGGUGAUAGAUGAAAAUUAAAAGGUUUCAUAUAUUUAAUUAUUUUCACAUUUUUAGCUUCUAUUUCCUACUUCUGAUUAAUGGAUGUUAGUUUAGGAAAAAAGCUGGAAAAGUAUUAUAUUUAGAACUUAAAGCAUUGAUAGAUAUAUAGAGGUCUAAGAAAUUUUUAAAGAAACAGUAAUGUUCUGUGGACUUUUGCUAUAAAAUUUUAGUAUGUUACCUAAGAAGGAUUUGUUUCUUCUUUAUGAGAGUAUUAAAAUAUCAUUGAAUUAAUUAUUCAAAGACAGUGGGGAAUAACUGACUUGGCACAAGCCGAGCUAUUCUACCAGCUCCAUGAGUGGCAGAGAAGCCUAUGAUCUCAGAUCAGUUAGUAUAGGAUGACAAUUCCGAAAGAGAUCAUGGUGGGUGGGGGAAGUUGCAGCACUCCCAAUGAGGUGCAAACCCCAAAGAGGGCUUACUUACCAUAAGGAGAAAUGUCCAUCUCUGACACACAUCAGUAAUGUUUCAAUGUUUUCUUGUUUCCAGGUCAUUUUAGGGCCAUGAUUGGCUAGAUGAGAUGGUAGACGUAAGAUCAGAAUGGUCAUCUUUCUUAUUUCCUCUUAAGAUUUGGAAUAUUAUCUGUAACAUCUAGUGUGCUACCAUUAAAAAGCAAAACUAAACCAAAA
This is a messenger RNA of Trichosurus vulpecula (common brushtail), 1171 nucleotides long. RefSeq names its product EF-hand calcium binding domain 2 (gene EFCAB2). The transcript is spliced from 7 exons. NCBI's taxonomy places the organism in Eukaryota, Metazoa, Chordata, Mammalia, Diprotodontia, Phalangeridae. Gene Ontology annotation, molecular function: calcium ion binding. The record is from RefSeq and is a predicted model, not a curated record. The coding region runs from base 57 to 527 and encodes 156 amino acids.